Molecule: messenger RNA, 1566 nt
Organism: Hansenula ciferrii
Lineage: Eukaryota; Fungi; Ascomycota; Saccharomycetes; Phaffomycetales; Wickerhamomycetaceae
Product: G protein-coupled receptor GPR1
Exons: 1
Coding region: 1-1566 (521 amino acids)
Biological process (GO): adenylate cyclase-activating G protein-coupled receptor signaling pathway
Cellular component (GO): plasma membrane
Molecular function (GO): G protein-coupled receptor activity
Source: RefSeq, a predicted model, not a curated record
AUGUCACAAUCAAAUUCAUUAAAUCUCUUGAAAAGAGAUUCAGAUUUAAAUUGGUAUACAUUUCAUCAAGUUACAGCGUUUUAUAUCUUGGAAUUAACUGCAAGUGCUAUUAGUGUUAUAGUUGGUACGUUGGCCUUAAUAUUAUGGUUUCGUAUGGAUCCUUCAAGAAGAGUUAUAUUCAGAUUAGAAUUAUUAUUAGUCUUAAUCUUAAGUGAUUAUUUUAAAGCUAUAUUUAUAUUAUGUUUUGCUGCAAAUAAUUUAUUUAAUUUAAAUCAAUUAUCAAUUAAUGAUCAUCAUAUUAUUGCUGGUUCUUUACAGGUUUAUAAUGAUCAAAUUAAAUAUUGUGAUGGUUGGGGUUAUUUGAAAAGUAUGGCAACUAUAUGUUCUGAUUUAACUAUAAUGAUGUUGACUAUUCAUAAUGCUUUAAUGAUUUUUAAACCAAAUUUAUCCAAAAUAUAUACCAAAACUCCAAUGAAUUUUACUAAAACAUUGGUGAAAUUUUGGAGAUAUUUGGUGAAAAAGGAUAUAACUUUUAAACAAAUAUUCAAAACACACCCUAAAGAUCAAAUAACUGUUAAUGAAGGUGGUAUUUAUCCAUUAAGAUGUAUAGUUGUCAUAGUUAUCUUUUUAAUCUCUACAAUUGUUUCAUCAUUAAUAUUUGUUAAUGGUGGUCAUUAUGAAUAUAAUUUUGCAUGUUCUGCACCAUUAAGACCAGUAUGGAAAGGUUUAAUUGCAGGUUGGAUUAUAAGAUAUGUUAAUUUAAUUUCAAUUGUCUUAGUUUAUACAAUCAUAAUCAUAUAUUUAAAAUUAAACCUUAUGGGUAUUGAAAAGGGUAAAAAAUUAUUAUUACAACCAACAACUUCUGAUCCAUUACAACAAAAUAAUCAUGUACAAAGAACAAAUUUACAAAAAGAAUUAAUGGAUAUAACUCAAGAAACUAAUGCAAAAAGAAGAUCAAGUGUUGAAAAAGAAUUAAAAUCAUUCGCCAUUUAUCCCAUUGGUUAUUGUUUAUUAUGGAUAACACCUGCUAUAUCAGAAAUUUAUGGUUAUGUUUUCACUGCAACUCCUGUUGUAUUAUUAUCAUUUGUUGCAUUUAUGACUCCAUUAAAUUGUACUGUUGAUACUAUAAUAUUCAUUGUACGAGAAAAACCAUGGAAUGCAACAUCAUCAAAAUUCAAAAAUUUUAAUAAAUCAGUACCUAAUUAUAAUAAUUUUAAUCAAGGAAGACCGUUUGAUGAAGAACAAGGUCAUGUUGAGGUUCAUGAUGAUAAUCCUCAUUAUAGAAAAGAUUCAUGGGCAAGUUCCACAAUAUCAAAUUUUAAACAUUUAAUAACUUUGAAAAGACCUUCAGAAACUAAAACUAUUCAAGAAUUAAAAGAUGAUGAAGAGCAAAAACAACGUCAUGAAACUAAUUUAAGUUCAAACUCUGAUGAAACUGCUGUUAAUCCAGUUCCACAUGGUCAAGCACAGGGCCCACUUGGUAUUGGUACUUCUGGUAUUGAUGCUUCUGUUAAUGAUGAAAGUGAUGGAAUUGAUAUGAUUGAUUUUUUGAAUGGAAGGUUUUAG